Grammomys surdaster is the source of this 1916-nucleotide messenger RNA. RefSeq names its product prokineticin receptor 2 (gene Prokr2). Bases 256 to 1410 code for a protein of 384 amino acids. The transcript has 3 exons. Gene Ontology annotation, cellular component: membrane. The record is from RefSeq and is a predicted model, not a curated record. Gene Ontology annotation, molecular function: neuropeptide Y receptor activity. Lineage: Eukaryota; Metazoa; Chordata; Mammalia; Rodentia; Muridae. Gene Ontology annotation, biological process: neuropeptide signaling pathway.
GCGACACACGCCCACCAAGUACGCAAGCCUCAGCCAGCUCUACCUAGUGUCCCCAGAGCCGGAGCAGCGCCCACCUACAGCAGCGCCACCGACCAGGGGGUGCGCCCCUGGAAGCGCCAAGGCAUAUCCUGGGUGGUGUCAGUUCUCCCCAAGGACUCCAACAGGAACCUGCGCACACUGACCCCAGCUAAAGUGCUGAACUCCACGUCGGCAUAUCUCCCUGAUACACACCAGCCCAUCUGUUGCAUCAUCAACAUGGGAGACCAGAACAGAAACACUAGCUUUGCACCAGACUUGAACGCACCCCAAGACCAUGUCUCCUUGCUCCCCUUAAACUACAGUUAUGGUGAUUAUGACCUUCCCCUGGAUGAGAAUGAGGAUGUAACCAAGACCCAGACCUUCUAUGCAGCCAAAAUUGUCAUUGGUGUGGCGCUGGCAGGCAUCAUGCUAGUCUGCGGCAUUGGCAACUUUGUCUUCAUCGCUGCCCUCGCCCGCUACAAGAAGCUGCGCAACCUUACCAACCUCCUCAUCGCUAACUUGGCCAUCUCUGACUUCCUGGUGGCGAUCGUCUGCUGCCCCUUUGAGAUGGACUAUUAUGUAGUACGGCAGCUUUCCUGGGAGCACGGUCACGUGCUCUGCGCCUCUGUCAACUACCUUCGUACUGUCUCCCUGUACGUCUCCACCAAUGCUCUGCUGGCCAUCGCUAUUGACAGAUAUCUCGCUAUUGUCCACCCUUUGAAACCACGGAUGAAUUAUCAGACCGCCUCCUUCCUGAUCGCUUUGGUCUGGAUGGUCUCCAUCCUCAUCGCCAUCCCCUCUGCCUACUUCACCACAGAAACCACCCUCGUUAUCGUCAAGAAUCAGGAAAAGAUCUUCUGUGGUCAGAUCUGGCCGGUGGACCAGCAGCUCUACUACAAAUCCUACUUCCUCUUCGUCUUCGGGCUUGAGUUCGUGGGUCCCGUGGUCACUAUGACCCUGUGCUAUGCCAGGAUCUCCCAGGAGCUCUGGUUCAAAGCUGUGCCUGGCUUCCAGACGGAGCAGAUCCGCAAGCGGCUGCGUUGCCGCCGCAAGACAGUGCUGUUACUCAUGGGCGUCCUCACAGCCUACGUGCUGUGCUGGGCGCCUUUCUACGGCUUUACCAUCGUGCGAGACUUCUUCCCCGCGGUGGUUGUGAAGGAGAAACACUACCUCACCGCCUUCUAUGUGGUGGAGUGCAUCGCCAUGAGCAACAGCAUGAUCAAUACUAUAUGCUUCGUGACGGUCAAGAACAACACCAUGAAGUACUUCAAGAAGAUUCUGCUGCUCCACUGGAGGCCCUCUCACUACGGGAGUAAGUCCAGUGCGGACCUCGACCUCAAAACCAGUGGAGUGCCUGCCACAGAAGAGGUGGAUUGUAUCAGACUGAAGUAGCCUGCAGGUGUUGCCCAAGGGAAAACUCAGCAUUCGAUACUCAGUGUAUCACACACCAUCAACCACUCACAAGCAUCAUGGAAAGAUAUAGCUGUAUUCAUGCUCUCCUCCUCGAAUGUAUCAAGAUGUGUAACAUACAGCACAACUGAUGUCUACAUAACACCUCAAGAGACUGGACACAAAUAGUAACAAGUGACCUGGACUGAGGGCUUCUGUCUGCAAACCACACCAACAGACUAUUCAAGGACAAGAGCUGACAUUUGAGGUCACUAGGAAGAGAUCACAAAUGAUUAGCCAGAAUCAUGCUCCGUAUUCUUUCAUUCUGUAUCUUUUCUGCACAGAACUGUCAAAGGCAAUAGAAUAAAGCACUUAGGCAUACUAGAAAUGUAAGGAUAACUCCAUCAAUGGAGACCACAGCCUAACAGGAAGAGGGUCCAAACAGCAUACUGACUUUCUCCACUCAGCACCAGUUAUCUCCUUAGAUAUUCUGUACUUAUCUGCAAUGU